AUGAGCAAGAACAUCGUUGUGUUACCAGGUGACCAUGUCGGUCAAGAGAUUACAGAAGAGGCCAUUAAAGUACUAAAGGCCAUCUCUGAAGUUCGCCCUAAUGCGACUUUCAACUUCCAACAUCACUUGAUUGGUGGUGCUGCCAUUGACGCUACAGGUGUUCCACUACCAGAUGAAGCCCUUGAAGCCUCCAAGAAGGCCGAUGCUGUCCUGCUCGGUGCUGUUGGUGGUCCAAAAUGGGGUACCGGCGCUGUCAGACCAGAACAAGGUCUACUAAAAAUCCGUAAGGAAUUGCAAUUGUACGCUAACUUAAGGCCAUGUAACUUUGCCUCCGACUCUUUAUUGGAAUUGUCACCUUUGAAGGCUCAAUACGCCCAGGGUACCGAUUUUGUGGUUGUUAGAGAAUUGGUUGGUGGUAUUUACUUCGGUGAAAGAAAAGAGGAUGAAGGUGAUGGUGUUGCCUGGGACAGUGAACAAUACUCUGUACCUGAGGUGCAAAGAAUUACCAGAAUGGCCGCUUUCUUGGCCUUGCAACACAACCCUCCAUUGCCAAUCUGGUCCCUAGACAAGGCUAACGUCCUUGCUUCUUCCCGUCUAUGGAGAAAGACCGUCGAAAAAACCAUUAAGGAAGAAUUUCCAACUUUGUCAGUUAACCAUCAAUUGAUCGACUCUGCUGCUAUGAUUUUGGUCAAGAACCCAACGCAAUUGAACGGUAUCAUUAUCACCUCCAACAUGUUCGGUGAUAUCAUCUCUGAUGAAGCCUCUGUGAUCCCAGGUUCCUUGGGUCUUCUACCGUCUGCAUCUUUGGCCUCGUUGCCAGAUACUAACACAGCUUUUGGUCUUUACGAACCUUGUCAUGGAUCUGCUCCAGAUUUGGCUAAGGGUAAAGUGAACCCAGUCGCCACUAUCCUAUCGGCAGCAAUGAUGUUGAAGCUCUCGCUAAACAUGGUCGAAGAAGGUGUUGCAAUCGAAAAGGCAGUUAAGAAAGUUCUUGAUGAUGGUAUCAGAACUGGUGACUUGGGUGGUUCUAACAGCACUUCUGAAGUCGGUGACGCUGUUGCUAAAGCCGUUAAAGAAUUCUUGGCCUAG
This is a messenger RNA of Torulaspora delbrueckii, 1089 nucleotides long. It is a transcript of the gene LEU2, whose product is annotated as 3-isopropylmalate dehydrogenase. Gene Ontology annotation, biological process: L-leucine biosynthetic process. Bases 1 to 1089 code for a protein of 362 amino acids. Gene Ontology annotation, cellular component: cytosol. The record is from RefSeq and is a predicted model, not a curated record. The transcript has a single exon. Gene Ontology annotation, molecular function: 3-isopropylmalate dehydrogenase activity; magnesium ion binding; NAD binding. NCBI's taxonomy places the organism in Eukaryota, Fungi, Ascomycota, Saccharomycetes, Saccharomycetales, Saccharomycetaceae.